This is a messenger RNA of Strongylus vulgaris, 243 nucleotides long. The record is from the annotation of a GenBank genome assembly. Lineage: Eukaryota; Metazoa; Nematoda; Chromadorea; Rhabditida; Strongylidae.
AUGCCGCUGUUCAAGGUAGUUACGCUAGGAUAUGAGAGUCGUAAUGUCUGCGAUAUGGAUGCUUCCAUGUUACUCGUCUCCCAGCGACAUGGUCAUCGUAACUGUGGACAUCGCAGCUUGCAUGGUCAGGAACAAUUUAUUGGAUUCCUACCUGUCAUCGACGACUUUGAAGGACGCAGGCGAGACCAUGAUCGAAAUGAUGACGAUGAACACGAUUAUAUGGACUCAGUUACUUGGAUUUGA